Molecule: messenger RNA, 954 nt
Organism: Caenorhabditis briggsae
Lineage: Eukaryota; Metazoa; Nematoda; Chromadorea; Rhabditida; Rhabditidae
Gene: Cbr-nex-3
Product: Protein CBR-NEX-3
Exons: 6
Coding region: 1-954 (317 amino acids)
Cellular component (GO): cytoplasm
Molecular function (GO): calcium-dependent phospholipid binding; calcium ion binding; heparan sulfate proteoglycan binding
Source: RefSeq, a predicted model, not a curated record
AUGGCAACUGCUAAAAUUCAUUUCAAGCCAUAUUUUGAUGAAGUGAUGGCUGCUGAGCAUCUCGAGAAGGCUUUGAGAAACAAAGAGAAGCUGAAAAUUCUGGAGAUUUUGAUUUCUGUGAACAACACUCAACGUCAAAUGAUUCGAACACCCUACAAAACUCGUUACGGAAAAGAUCUCGAAGAAGAAAUCAAAAAGGCAUUCUCAGGAGAUUUCGAAGAUUUUCUAGCUGCUCUUCUCCGAACUCCAACUAAACUCGAUGUGACGGAAUUGAAUAGAGCGGUCAAAGGACUUGGAACUAAUGAGAAGAACCUUAUUGAAAUUCUUACAACUAGAACCAAUGAAGAAAUCGAAGCAACCAAGAACACCUACUUCAUGACUUAUGGAAAGUCUUUGGAAGAUGCCAUUUCUGCCGAUACUUCUGGAGACUUCCGACGUCUUCUAAUCAUCAUUCUGCAAGCGAAACGAGAAGAAUCUGGAUUUGCGGAUACAUUCAAAGUGGGAAACCAUGCUGCUCAAAUUCUGAAAAGCUUUGAUAAAAAGUCUGGAGUUGAGAAGUUUGAAGCCUUCAAAAUCUUUGCCAUCGCCAACGGAGCACAUGCUCAAAAAGUGAUUGAAGAAGUGGAAAGACAGUCUGGAAAAGAAUUCCAAAAGCUUGCUGAGAAGGAAUUGAGUGGAGAUUUCAAGAAUCUGAUUCUUUCUUUGAUUGAGACUUCUCGAAAUAAACCAAGAUUCUUGGCGAAUUCCAUUCAUUUGGCAACCAAGGGAAUGGGAACCCGUGACAAGGAUCUGAUUCGUAUUUUGGUGUCGAGAUCAGAAAAUGAUUUGGUGCUCAUUGAACACGAAUUCCAGGUUCUAUUCGGAAAACCACUGACCCAGCUAAUCAAGGAAGAGUGUAAGGCCGAGUACCGUGAUGGUUUGACGAUGCUUGUCAAGGGAAACACUCGACCGUAA